Molecule: messenger RNA, 606 nt
Organism: Leucoraja erinaceus (little skate)
Lineage: Eukaryota; Metazoa; Chordata; Chondrichthyes; Rajiformes; Rajidae
Product: 40S ribosomal protein S17-like
Exons: 5
Coding region: 160-561 (133 amino acids)
Biological process (GO): translation
Cellular component (GO): ribosome
Molecular function (GO): structural constituent of ribosome
Source: RefSeq, a predicted model, not a curated record
CUUUGCUCCUGACUUGGCUCUUGACACUUGUUUUAUUUCCAACACUUGUUGUGGUAGUGGUGGCAGUGGAUCAGGCAGCGCCGCGGCCAUCCUGCCGCUUGGGGUCCUCAUCGAGCUGCUCCCAGCAUCCCUCGCUCUCUUCCUGGCGCUGGAACCAAGAUGGGUCGUGUCAGGACUAAGACGGUCAAGAAAGCUGCUCGAGUGAUCAUCGAGAAAUACUACACCCGCCUCGGCAAUGACUUCCACACAAACAAAAGGGUUUGUGAGGAGAUUGCAAUCAUCCCCAGCAAAAAACUCCGCAACAAGAUUGCAGGGUAUGUGACGCACUUAAUGAAGCGUAUCCAGCGUGGACCUGUCAGAGGCAUCUCCAUCAAACUGCAGGAAGAAGAGCGAGAGAGGAGGGAUAACUAUGUCCCAGAGGUCUCUGCUCUGGACCAGGAGAUGAUUGAGGUGGACCCAGACACCAAGGAGAUGCUGAAGUUACUGGACUUUGGCAGCUUGUCCAACCUUCAGGUCACGCAGCCUUCAGUGGGGAUGGCGUUCAGGACUCCAAGAAUCUAAAGUUUAUUUCUGCCAUGUUCUUACAAUAAAAAAACCCAAAAGGAA